AUGCAGUGGCUUCUAUUUACACUGGUCGCUCUUCACAUCGCGACAUUUCCCACAGCUGGUAUGAAAAAUCAGCAUAAUGAUUACCUCAUUUGUACGCCUGAAACUGAAUUCAACCCUGGCGUCUGUGAUUGCACGGCUAGUCGCUGGCGAAAAUGUUUUAUAAAAUUGACAAUUACAAAAAAUAAAUUUGACAAUUCAACACUAAUCGACGAAUCUCAGCUUUUCAGCGUGAACGGAGGGAGAAUUGGGCCAACUAUUAUCGCAAAGUACAAGCAACUGAUAGUCGCUGACGUUUACAAUCUAAUCAACGACAAAGAAGACCCGGACAAUUCUAACGUUUCAAUGCACUGGCAUGGCAUGCAUCAGUUUAAUACCCCAUGGAUGGAUGGUGUCGGUAUGAUCACACAGUUGCCUACGAAACCUCGCGAUGCAUUCAGGUAAAAAAAUAUACACACAUUACAUAUAUACAAAACAAAAUCUUUAUAAUGUCAUUAUACGUUAGAGUAAACACCGAGGGCGGAGGUAUUUAGUCAUAUACAUCCCGAGAGACGAAGGCGAGAGUUUGUAUAUCAGAUACAGAUCGGAUGCGAAUGUUCAAGUAUCGUACUUAAUUAAAAAAUGACCCAUCUUAUGAGUUCAUUGGCGAAGUAAUUUUAAAAAUAAACAUUGUCUAAGCCGAGAAAAUCAAAGCUGAAGUUCAUGUAAAUCAGGACAAAUCUUUAUCCGAUUUACAAGCAUUGAUUAAACAUUCAUUUCUUUUGUAUUUUCCUCGUGAAUUAUUAAUGAAUUUUUUAAGCAUAAAUAAAAUCUAGAAAUGUCAUGAUGUUUUUGUUGCAACUUUAUAAACCCUGGUUUCCAUGUGGUCGAAAUGGUUGUAUAGUUUAUACGGCUGUAAACCACAUAUAAAUCAUAAGUAUUCUCCAGUUAUAAAUCACUCCGCGUAUUUUCAGUUCUAAAAUGUUGUAUUUCGGCUGACGAGAAAGAUCGUGACUCAAUCUUUACGACCGUUACGACCAUAUAGAAACCAUAGGCUUAAUACAACCGCAAACUUACUCGGCAUGGGCUGCUACAACCAGUGAACAAUCUACAUCUUGAAUGCGCGAAAGGAUCCGGCUGAUGUAUACACACAUUAAUAUUAUCUGCAUUAACAAUAUAAACGCUUACUACUUGGGCUACAAUAACAAUGACUCAAGGGUCGCACACGAGAGGAGUUUCCUUUUCAUAUUUCCAGCUAGUGUGUUGAACGCAGUGUACUGUAGCAUUCACUGGCGUUCAUGAAUGAGCCAAUUUGGAGUCUUUUGGACAUUCUUGUCCAAAACAAAUUGAACAAAAUUACCAUUGAUAUUGUGGUGAAAUAUCCUUUACUAGUGAAAUAUUCUUUAAGUGAAUUUAAACUGGGGGUGUUUCAGCACCCAUAACACUUUUCACAGAGGGUUAAUUAGGCAGCUCGUAAUAGGCCUAUUCCUUGCAUGUUUAAAAGAGUGAGCUUUUUCCAACGCCUUCACCCACAGACGAAUUCUUAAAAAAAGGUUCUGGUUUAGAACUGACUAUAGAGUUAUUUGGUAUGAAUUAAUAAAGUUAGUUUUUAAUUACCACAGAAAACAAAGAUUUGAUGAAAUACUUGUGAGCCAGAACUGACUCAAUGUUUAACACACCCAUCUUACAAAUCCUUCGGACAAACUUAGAAUUUAUAUAAUUACCAAUAGAACUUACUUACAAUAGAACUUACAAACUUAGAAUGUGAUCACUCUGUGAUCACUCUGUGGGGAGGGGGCCCUACCAAAAGGGACCAUACUAUACUGAGUGUGGAGAGAUGACAGAUGGUUGGUGUGGUGCUGUAUGUAAUAGUGGGGGGAGGGUCUGGAAUUCUCCCCCAGAAACAUUUUUUAUUUUUCCACUGAAACAAAUUUUUGGAUAUACAGCCAAACUCUGAUCGCUAGUUUUUUUGGGGGAGAGAGAGGGUGGCUUAGCCCUCUGUUUCGCCUUUGUGGAAUGGGGUGAAUCAAUAGGUAAUCACACCACUAAUCUGAAGCGGCCUAUAUAGGAUUGAUCUGAAGACUAUAGCUAUACAAUCAGGAGCAAAAAUUAUUGAGACAACCGCAUAAAUGCACACCUCACCCCCAAUUCAAUGGCGUGUGAAUGACUCGGAGAAGAGAAAAUUCAACCCACUUUUUCCAACAUUGAUCAUGGGGGCGGGGGAGAGGCCGACGUACUUUAAAAUGGCCAAAAAGUGAAAAGCCUCACUAUUUUUGCACGCGAUUGUAGGUCCCCUUAAAAGCCUUAGAAUGGAGGAGUCUAGGCUCUCUUUAAUGGACAACUUGCAUGUCAGACUAAAUUUUAAUCUAAGUAAAGAGCAUCAAACACCAGUCCACAGCUAGAAAGCGAUAAUGAAAUUACUGGUAAAAUUGCAAAAUUUGGUUGCGAAAUGUUGUAAAGCUUGGAAAAUAUAGUCUUGCAAAGUUUGUAUAUGUUUGUAUUACGUGCGGAAAUUGUUACCAUUUUCGACUCAAAAGUGGUAACAAUUUCCGCACGAAAUACAAACAUAUAUAUACAAAAAAAGCAAGACUUCGAUUCGCAAGGCUAUAUUUUCCGAAUUUUACAACAUUUCGUAACCAAAUUUUGCAAUUUUACUAAGUUCUUUACGGGAAUUAAAUUUUUUGCCAAGAUCAAAAAUUUAAUUAGUCUAACAUGCAAGUUGCUAACUAAAUCAGAGUUAGGCCCUUUUAAACAGAGCCUGGAUUUGCUUGAAUAGGUCUUUAAAGACUUUAACCAAGUCUUUAAAUUCUAGGUAUGUGCUUCGCGCAUAUCCUGGUGGAACACAUUGGUAUCACUCUCACAUGCUAUUGCAAAGAGACGAAGGCAUUCUUGGUGCUUUGAUCGUACGAGAUAGACAUACCAAGAAGACUAGAAAACUGUUUAAGAAAGUAGUGGACAAUCCGGGAAAAACAAUGCUAGCUAUUCGCGAUAAAGUCCAGCUCCAGGCUCCUGUGCGUGGCGCAAAGCUUGCCAAAAAAUCUGACAUAUGUGAGCCGGACCGCUCAAUGUUCCCUCUUUUCCCGCUCUUUAAUAACAGAGUAACCCUAGAACCGUUGAGCAUAAAUGGAGUGAAAUUGGGUCAUAAGUUACCCAUGGCCAAAUCAAUACUCCCCAAGGAUUUGAGACCAAUCUUCUAUGUGAAACGGGGAAAGAAAUUUCGCUUUCGAAUUCUCGGAAUAAUGGCUGCUGACGUUCUCCGAAUUUCUAUUGACAAACAUAAGUUGCAUGUCGUGUCUGCUGAUGGCUAUCUUACAAGACCCUUCACAACUGACCUUUUAGUCGUUCACAUUGCGGAGCGUUACGACUUCAUUCUGAAGGCCAAUCUGAAAGAUCACAAGGCUGGAACAGUUUUUCCAAUUCGAAUCGAGACCAUCGCAGUAAAAUGUGACAAUUAUACCACUCCACAAAUGGUUGGCUACGCGUACCUUCAAUAUACCGACAGCGACACUCCGGAGGAACCAAUUUUAGUCGAUCAUUAUGGCGACAAACAUCGUUGCGAAGUCGAGAAAUGCACAGCGCUGAACUGUCCAUUCCAGAACUACCCUCCAGAGGCCAAUAUCACAUGCCACAAUGUUCGGGAACUUCGUUUGCUCAAUCCAACACCAAAAAAUCAGCUCCCUCAACACACCGGCAAAGUUGAGGAACGAUUUUUGAACUUUGCUUUUCGCGGCGGCCCAGUAAUUAACGGUAUCGAAAAUAGACUGCCCCGAAAUAUCCCUUUUGUUAACUCCGGAAACGAAGAUGUUGUAAACGAAUGUAGUUAUGGCCGUGAAAAUUGCUCGCUACCGUGCGCGCAGGCUAUUUAUCUUGAGAGGAACAGCGCGAGUAAAGCUGACGGGACAUUUUCACCUCAAACUAUACGAUUUGUGCUUUCGUCGAUUGCAGAAAACUUCGACGGGACCGCCCCAAAUGUCGCGACACAUCCAGUCCAUUUACACGGCCAUUCGUUCUUCGUGACAAAGAUCGGUUACCCACCUUAUGACGCAAAUGGCGCUAUCGUCGGAAUGAACCCGAAUUUAACGCAACCGGCAGCGGACGCAACUUGCGGACCUGCGCAUUGGACGAAUGGAGAACGGCCGUCGGACAUCGUGGUCGACCGUCGCACAGUUCGUAAAGACGUGAUUAUUGUCCCCGCGGGCGGUUACGUGGUCAUCGAGGUUCUGGCAGAUAACCCUGGAUGGUGGUUUUUGCAUUGUCACAUUGAUGCGCACAGCAGUAACGGGAUGGCAAUCGCGAUUUCCGAACUUCCCAGCUGUCAAACCACCCCGAAAAAUGACAAGUAUAAGGUUAAACACCCUUAUUGGCUUUCCAAAUUAAGAUACGUUAGACAUCAGUUGUUCAAUAACGUAUGCGAUAUUAAG
Paramuricea clavata is the source of this 4397-nucleotide messenger RNA. NCBI's taxonomy places the organism in Eukaryota, Metazoa, Cnidaria, Anthozoa, Malacalcyonacea, Plexauridae. The record is from the annotation of a GenBank genome assembly.